UUUUUUUAUAGAAAAAAUAAAACCUCCGACGCCCUCUCUCUCCUUCCUCGGCGAAGAGGGCGUCGGCGGCGAGGGGCGGUGGCCGAAACCCUAGAUCGGUCCGUUCCCCUCCUUUCUCUCCUCCUCUAACCCUAGCCCCAUUCGAUCGCCAUUUCCCCGUUCACUACCAUGAUCGACCCCUCCAAGCUCCCGCCCCGCCCAUCCCGCACCUCCUCCCCCACCCCGAGGUACCCUCGCCGGAGACUCCUCCUUCCGAUCUCCGCCGCUGCCGCCGCCGCCACCCUCCUCUACCUCCUCUUCGCCCCCGCGAGCGCGACCUCUUCUCGCUUCGGGAUCAUCAUCGACGCCGGGAGCUCCGGGACCCGGAUCCACGUCUUCGGCUUCGCGGAUGGCGGCGGCGAGAUCCCGACGCUCGAUCUGGACCGGACGGCUGUGAUGAGGGUGAGCCCGGGGCUAUCGUCGUACGCGGAGGAGCCGGAUCGGGCCGGGGAGUCGCUACUGGGGCUGGUGGAGUUCGCGAAGGGGAAGGUGGGGGAGAAUCGGAGGGAUACGGAGAUUAGGUUGAUGGCGACCGCGGGGUUGAGGAUGCUCGAUGGAGGGGUUAGGGAUAGGAUAUUGGAAUCGUGCAGGAAGGUCCUCAAAUCUUCUGGAUUCCGUUUCCAGGACGAUUGGGCUACUGUGAUACCUGGUUCUGAUGAAGGAAUCUAUGCUUGGGUUGCUGCAAAUUAUGCACUUGGCACUUUAGGAGAUGAUCCUCUGAAAACCACUGGGAUAAUUGAACUUGGUGGGGCUUCGGCUCAGUUAACCUUUGCUUCGGACGAACUAAUUCCACCUGAAUCCUCCCAUGAGCUUAAAUUCAGCAAAACCACAUAUAAGCUCUACAGCAACAGUUUUCUUCAUUUCGGUCAGAAUGUUGCUCAACAAUCACUCAAUGAAUUGCUAAGGAUGAAAGGUGCUAAAUUAUCAGGAGAAUCUUCAAAGGAGGGAGUUUUUGUAGAUCCUUGCACUCCUAAAGGGUAUUCUCACAGUGUGGAAACAUUAGAGGUGACCACCGGUGGUGCAUUAAAAUCAAAGGUGGAGCACCAUCAGCCUGCUGGUCAUGCAGGCGGUAACUUCUCGGAGUGUCGGUCAGCUGCCUUGAUGCUACUGCAAAAAGAAAAAGGAAAUUGCCUGUAUCAGCAGUGCCGCUUAGGAUCAUCAUUCGUUCCUGAGCUACGGGGACACUUUUUAGCUACGGAGAAUUUCUUUUUCACAUCAAAGUUCUUUGGGCUGAGUCAGACAUCAGCUCUAUCUGAUUUGAUGUUGGCUGGAGAGAAAUUCUGUGGAGAAGAUUGGUUAAUUCUUAAAGAUAAGUACCAUAAUUCAGGGGAUGAAGAUAUAUCUCGGUACUGCUUCUCUUCAGCCUACAUUGUGGCUCUACUGCAUGAUAGUCUUGGCGUCCCUCUUAACGAUAGGAGGAUCGAUUUUGCAAAUCAGGUGGGAGACGUUCAGAUUGAAUGGCCAUUAGGAGCUCUCAUCACGCAGAGGAUGACUAAAGCUUCAACACACUCAAAUUGUGUAACAGCUAUGCUUCGCAAUAACUUGGUUCUGCUAUUUUUUGUAGCCUCAGCGGUCCUCGUUUUGGGAGCGUGGUUGGCAUCGAGAUGGCGCAGACCUCAAUUAAAGACUAUAUAUGACUUGGAGAAAGGUCGAUAUAUAAUAAUGCGUGUCGGGUGACCAGUCUUUCGAAGGUCAUAUCCGCCUCUGAGAUUAGGAGCGUAUUUUGUUGUAUGUUUAUGCACUAUUUGGAAUUGAUUCAAUGAUUCAAUGACCACAUUCUUAGAACCGACAAACCACAAGUUUAGGGACAGGAGAGUAAAGGAAAUUCAAAUAUCUUUGUACAGAGAUGUUGCGGUUGCCAUGGUCUGGCUUGUAAAAUUUGAAUUUUCAUGCUUCUGCAAAACAAUCAUACAAACACGUAAUAUCGCCAUGUGUUUAUGUGAGUUUUGGCACUUCAAAAAGCUCUUUUGUAGCUUCUCGCUGCAUUA
Molecule: messenger RNA, 2027 nt
Organism: Ananas comosus (pineapple)
Lineage: Eukaryota; Viridiplantae; Streptophyta; Magnoliopsida; Poales; Bromeliaceae
Product: probable apyrase 6
Exons: 8
Coding region: 169-1716 (515 amino acids)
Biological process (GO): nucleoside diphosphate catabolic process
Cellular component (GO): membrane
Molecular function (GO): nucleoside diphosphate phosphatase activity
Source: RefSeq, a predicted model, not a curated record